Messenger RNA from Vicia faba (fava bean), 2376 nucleotides. The record is from the annotation of a GenBank genome assembly. Lineage: Eukaryota; Viridiplantae; Streptophyta; Magnoliopsida; Fabales; Fabaceae.
AUGAAUCGGUUAGGGUUCAAAAUCGAAGUGUUCGAAGGCGACGCGCGUUUAGGCGAACUCGAUGUUACUCCGGUGACCGCUUUUCAGAAUUUCCGAUUCCCGAACAACGAGAUUCGCAUCCACCAUAGAACCUUCAGAAGCGAGCGUUGUCCUCCGCUCUCGAUUCUUCAAGCGGUUUCCGCGUUCAAUGUUCGAUGUAAACUUGAUUCAUCGCUUUCCAUCGAACAACCGGCGUUAAUCAACCUCCACGCUUCGUGUUUCCAUGAAAUGAAGACUGCGGUGGCUGUGGUUGGGGACGAAGAGCUUCAUCUAGUGGCGAUGCCGAAUGAGACUUUGAUUGUUGCGAACACGAUGAAGUCGUUUGAAGAUAGGAUUGACGCGUUGCGUAGUUGGCUUUCGAGGGAGAGUGAUCCGGCAAGGGUGCAGGGUAUGUCUGGUGAGCUCAAGCGUUACUUGGAGGAUAGGUUGCUGUUGAAGCAGUUUAUUGAGACUAAUUCUGUAGUUGAUAGUAAUGGAAAGCUGUAUCAGGUUCAGAUGGAGGAAGUGUCUUCUUUGACUGAACAGAAAGUUCUCCGGCCUGUUGUUAGGUUGCAAGAUAGGAAUAUUGUCCUUACUCGAAUCAAUCCCGAGAUUCGUGAUACUAGUGUACUAGUAAGGUUACGGCCUGCUUGGGAGGAUUUACGAUGCUAUUUAACUGCAAGAGGACGCAAGCGUUUUGAAGUAUAUGUCUGUACUAUGGCUGAAAGGGAUUAUGCCUUGGAAAUGUGGAGGCUUCUCGACCCAGGGGCACAUCUUAUAGGUUCAAAGCAAGUCUUUGAUCGGGUUAUUUGUGUUAAAUCAGGUUCCCGAAAAUCUUUGCUAAAUGUUUUUCACGAUGGUAUGUGCCAUCCAAAAAUGGCAAUGGUGAUUGAUGACCGUUCAAAGGUUUGGGAAGACAAGGACCAGCCAAGGGUUCAUGUGGUUCCUGCCUUUACUCCUUACUAUGCUCCUCAAGCAGAGACAGCCAAUGCUGUCCCAGUCCUAUGUGUAGCGAGAAAUGUUGCAUGCAAUGUCAGGGGUUGUUUUUUCAAGGAGUUUGAUGAGAACUUUUUACAAAGAAUCGCUGAAGUCUUCUUUGAGGACGAGGUUGGAAGUUUACCUCACCCUCCAGAUGUGAGCAGCUACUUGAUGUCUGAGGAUGUGCCAAAUGGUAAUGGGCAAGCUAAUGCUCCCAUCAGUGAAGGAAUGAGUGGCUCAGAGGUUGAGCGUAGGUUAAACCAACCUGAUGAUAAGCUUUCUGCUGAUUUAGUCAGUCGGCCCAUGGCAAAUAGUGUUGAGUUCAGACAUGAAACCUCUCAGUCAACGGCUGGCAUAGUCCCAAAUGUCACUGGUCCUGGAUCAUCAAGGCCCUUGAUUGCUUCUCAGAAACCGGGUCUGCUGGGACCUCCAGUCAAACAUGACGGAAGUUUUAUUGAUCGUGAUUAUGACAUGAAAAAAGGACUAUUAAAUAUGAGGCAUGGUUCUGAUAUAAGAGGUCAAAGUUCAGCUGAACCCCCUCUGAUAUCGAGGCCACCUGUUCCUGCAUACGGAAGCUGGUUGGUAGAAGAUGAUAUAAGCAACAGAACUCAGAUAAAUAAUUGGCCUUUUGCAUCCGUGAAAGAAUCUAAUGUGGUAAAGUCUGAAAAGCAUCAGGCUCAACCAAAACAAUUUUCUCAUAAAAUGGAAGCUCCAGUUUCCAAUGUCCCACUCUCACAGACACCACAACUUAAGUCUGAAGAGGCAAUUUCUGUAUCUGAUUUUCGGAGGCAGAAUAUUCCAACUAAAUCUCAUCUAUCAGAGAGUACAAUAUCUCUGAAUCAUGCAUCUUCUAAUAGCAAAGAUUUUCAAAAUGAAGUUGGAAAAUUGAACUUUGUACCAUCUCUGUCUAUUGGAGUGCUGCAAGAAAUUGGGAGGCGGUGUUGCUCUAAGGUUGAAUUUAAGUCAAUUGUAAGCACCAGCAAAGAUUUGCAGUUUUCAGUGGAGGUACUAUUCACUGGUGAGAAAAUAGGCUUUGGUAUGGGUAGGACAAGGAAGGAUGCUCAACAACAAGCUGCCGAGAAUGCCCUUCGCAGCUUAGCAGAGAAGUAUGUAACACAUAUGGAGCCUCAAUGUAAAGCUGUUGAUAAAGAAUUUGAUAAGCUUUCUCUUGAACAUGAAAAUGGUUUCUUGUGGGAUGUGGUCGAUGCGGAGUCCUGUGAACUGCAGACAGAAGAUGGAUUACCGAGAGAAAGUGCUUCUGAGGCUCCAGAUGCUGAGACCCGGCCAUCAAAUCCCAAUCCCAUCAAUCAGCAAUUGGAAAAACGUGCUAACUUCCCAAGAACGCAUCAGCCUGUUCAUAGCAAACGAUUGAAGGAAUGA